Urocitellus parryii (Arctic ground squirrel) is the source of this 1134-nucleotide messenger RNA. It is a transcript of the gene Actrt2, whose product is annotated as actin related protein T2. NCBI's taxonomy places the organism in Eukaryota, Metazoa, Chordata, Mammalia, Rodentia, Sciuridae. The record is from RefSeq and is a predicted model, not a curated record.
AUGUUUAACCCACACAUAUUAGAGUCUCCAGCUGUUAUUUUCGACAAUGGAUCUGGGCUCUGCAAAGCAGGGCUGUCAGGGGAGAUCGGACCCCGCCACGUCAUCAGCUCCAUCGUGGGGCACCCCAAAUUCAAGACGCCCCAUCCGGGAGCCAAUCAGAAGAAGUACUUUGUGGGGGAGGAGGCCCUGUACAAGCACGAGACCCUGCAUCUGCGCUCUCCCAUCGAGCGGGGCCUGAUCACGGGCUGGGACGACAUGGAGAAGCUCUGGAGGCACCUCUUCGAGUGGGAGCUGGGCGUGAAGCCCAGUGACCAGCCCGUGCUCAUGACGGAGCCCUCCCUGAACCCCAGGGAGAACCGGGAGAAGAUGGCCGAGGUGAUGUUCGAGAGCUUCAGCGUGCCCGCCUUCUACCUGUCUGACCAGGCGGUGUUGGCGCUCUACGCCUCGGCCUGUGUCACGGGCCUCGUGGUGGACAGYGGGGAUGGGGUCACCUGCACCGUGCCCAUCUUUGAGGGCUACUCCCUGCCCCACGCGGUCACCAAGCUCUACGUAGCAGGCAGGGACGUCACGGAGCUCCUCACCCGGCUCCUCCUGGCCAGCGGGCGGACCUUCCCGUGCCUGCUGGACAAGGCCCUGGUGGAUGACAUCAAGGAGAAGCUGUGCUACGUGGCCCUGGAGCCUGAGAAGGAGCUCUGCCGGCGGCCAGAGGAGGUCCUGAGAGAGUACAAGCUGCCAGACGGGAAUGUCAUCUACAUCGGGGACCAGCUGUACCAGGCCCCYGAGGCCUUGUUCUCCCCCGAGCAGCUGGGCACCCAAAACCCGGGGCUGGCGAAGAUGGCCUCCAGCAGCAUCACCAAGUGUGACGGGGACAUCCAGAAGACACUGUUUGGGGAGAUCGUGCUGUCGGGAGGCACCACGCUCUUCCAGGGGCUGGACGACCGGCUGCUGCGGGAGCUGGAGCAGCUGGCCUCCAAAGGCACCCCCAUCAAGAUCACGGCGCCCCCCGACCGCUGGUUCUCCACCUGGAUCGGGGCCUCCAUCGUCACUUCCCUGAGCAGCUUCAAGCAGAUGUGGGUCACCUCYGCGGACUUCAAGGAGUUUGGCACAUCCGUGGUCCAGAGAAGAUGCUUCUGA